This is a messenger RNA of Solanum stenotomum, 2330 nucleotides long. RefSeq names its product LEAF RUST 10 DISEASE-RESISTANCE LOCUS RECEPTOR-LIKE PROTEIN KINASE-like 1.1. Bases 468 to 2291 code for a protein of 607 amino acids. Gene Ontology annotation, biological process: protein phosphorylation. The transcript has 5 exons. The record is from RefSeq and is a predicted model, not a curated record. NCBI's taxonomy places the organism in Eukaryota, Viridiplantae, Streptophyta, Magnoliopsida, Solanales, Solanaceae. Gene Ontology annotation, molecular function: protein kinase activity; ATP binding.
AGUGAGCAAUGCAAGACUUAAGAAGUCAAGUCUUACCACUGGUGUCAAUGGCUAAAGGCCAAUGUAAGAAUUUCCUUUUCCCUUCAGCUUUUUUCCCCCAAUAAGUCUGACCCAUCUUAUACGUUUGGUUCCACAUAGUGUUUCUUUUUGACAAAUUUUACCAGUGAGAGAGACUUGUAAUGAUUACAGUGUUGAAAGUUAUGGAACUUGAUCUUAUAAGAGAGUUCAGGUGAGCUAGCUAGAAUUACGAUUCACAAACCUUCUAGUUUUUCCUCUUCUUGCAGUAUAGAUUCAAUAUGGCUUUGGCUUCUUCUUUUAUUUGCUUCCUUCUAUCUCUUCUUCUGAUCUUAGUUCAGGCAAAGGGAAAAAAUGAUUCAACUUGUCCAAAGUUCUUUUCAUGUGGGAAUCUUACUGACUUGAGCUUUCCUUUCUCUCUUUCCUCAUGAUCUGAUUGCGGACUAAAGACCAUGUCUGGUUGUGAUACUAAACCAUAUCCAAGAAUCCAACUGCUUCCUGGAGGGGAUUGGUACAAUCCUAUGGAAAAACCGCAUAAUUUUACAGUUUGGCUCUUGGACCCGAAGCUUCAUACCAUGUUGAGGCAACACAAGUGCCAGACUUUUAGCAAAAGUUUCUCCCUUCAAGACUCUCCUUCUAUUUCUUUCACUACCCCUACGCUUCACGACUUCUUCAAAUGUAACAGCACGAGUCGUAAUGCCCCAAACACUACCCAGAAGAAGAAUGAUCAUUUUGCUGGUUAUAAAAUAUACAAUGGUUGUAAAGACUUUAGCAUAUACUACAAGCUUUCUGGAGACGAUGAUGAAGACAUUCAAGCAGGCAAUCUUCCUGCAAAUUGUUCACUUAUCAGAUUGCCAAUUGACACAUUAGCAUAUGAUAGAGAUGUGUUCAAAAUGUUAAGUCACGUUUUUCUGGUACAAUGGGAACUGUCUUACGACUGUUACCAAUGUCACCAAGGUGGAGGUCAUUGCCAGACUGAUAAAACCAACAAAUUUCAAUGUACAGAUGCUCAAGAUGCAAAAACAACAAAAAGCAGGUUGGGAGUGACUCUGGGAGCAGUUUUUGGUGGAGUAGGAUUGGUGAUGAUAACUUUAGUUGUCUCCUUUAUCUGGUGUUACAAGGAGAAGAAAUUUAGUCCAUCCCUCUUCCUCACAACGAAGAAAUUCUCGGACAUUUUCAAACAUGAUGUUGAGGGAGGCAGUAUAUACUUUGGUGUCCCAGUCUUCUCUUAUUCAGAACUUGAAGAAGCCACAAAUGAUUUCAGUUCUUCUAGAGUCCUUGGAGAUGGAGGUUUUGGAACCGUUUACUAUGGAAAGCUUAAGGAUGGAAGAGAGGUUGCUGUGAAGCGCCUUUACGAGCACAACUGCAAACGAAUGCAGCAGUUUGUGAAUGAAAUUGAAAUCCUUACUAGGCUAAGGCACAACAAUGUUGUUACCCUCUAUGGUUGCACUUCAAGGCAAAGCCGUGAACUACUCCUUGUCUAUGAAUAUAUUCCUAAUGGAACUCUUGCUGAUCACCUCCAUGGUAAUAAAGCGAAGGAUGGAUCACUCACGUGGCCGAUUCGCAUGAACAUUGCCAUAGAAACUGCUGGUGCAUUGGCUUAUCUGCAUGCUUCUGACGUAAUACACUGCGAUGUCAAGACUAACAACAUACUCCUUGAUCACAACUUUAGUGUUAAAGUUGCAGAUUUUGGGAUUUCAAGGCUCUUCCCAAAUGAUGUCUCUCAUAUUUCAACUGCACCCCGGGGAACCCCUGGCUAUAUCGAUCCAAAGUAUCACGAAUGCUACCAGCUGACUAGUAAAAGUGAUGUUUAUAGCUUCGGGGUGGUCCUUGUUGAGCUCAUUUCAUCAAUGCCAGCUGUGGAUAUGAAUAAGCAUAGCCAAGAGAUUAAUUUGUCUAACUUUGCAAUAAACAAGAUCGUAAAAUGUGCAUUUCACGAGUUGAUUGAUCCAUCCCUGGGGUUCGAUUCAGAUACCAAGAUUUGGGAAAUGACUACUUCAGUAGCAGAGCUGGCUUUUCUGUGCUUGCAGACAGAUAGGGACAUGAGGCCUACUAUGGUUGAAGUUUUGGAUACUCUAAACGAGAUUCAGACUAGUGAAUUUGGCAAUGAGAAGAGAACUGAGUCUGAUCUCAAUGCCAAUGAAGCUAAAAUAGUAGCAGCUUCUUUCCCUGAAUCAGAAGAUAUGUUAUCAUUGAAACAAGUUAAAUUACUGCCUUCUCCAAAUUCUGUGACCGAUAAAUGGAUUACUUGCUCUGAUAUAACUAGAACAAAGUAGUUAAAAGUUCUACACCCCAUUUCUUUGUUAUUGAUGUAC